Melanotaenia boesemani (Boeseman's rainbowfish) is the source of this 2375-nucleotide messenger RNA. RefSeq names its product limb and neural patterns a (gene lnpka). The transcript is spliced from 13 exons. NCBI's taxonomy places the organism in Eukaryota, Metazoa, Chordata, Actinopteri, Atheriniformes, Melanotaeniidae. Gene Ontology annotation, cellular component: endoplasmic reticulum tubular network. The coding region runs from base 178 to 1428 and encodes 416 amino acids. The record is from RefSeq and is a predicted model, not a curated record. Gene Ontology annotation, biological process: endoplasmic reticulum tubular network organization.
UCUAUCAGUGGACACUCCCCCAUUUUGACUCAGUGUAAAGACAGGACAGGCGACCGUCCUGCUGCAGAGCAAACUGUUGAUUCCGAACGACUCUGCUAUCGAGGUGGAGAAGUAACUCAUAGGACAAUCAGAAGAGGAUCCCACUAAGGCAAUAAGUUGCAGUCCCUCCUCAUCAAUAUGGGGGCUGUGAUUUCACGAUGGAGGGCUAAACCGUCCACUGUGGAGAUUUUGGAAGGACUUGAAAAGGAAAUACAGACGCUUGAAGAAUACAGUGAGAAGUAUCAGAGACAGUUGAAGAUAUGGGUUGGACGUCUGCUUCUGUACUCUUCUCUACUUUAUUUGAUCACUUCCAUAGUUGUGUAUUUCUGGUACUUACCUGAACAGUUAAUGGGACGUCUCAUACUGUCUCUUCCCUUUGUAAUAUUUCCACUUUUAGUGUGGUUACUUCGAAAGCUGCUCGUAAUUAUUUUUUCACGUAGAACUGAAAAAAAUAAUGAGAAGUUAGAAGACCUUAAAGCACAGAAAGGGAAAAUACUUGAGGAAGUUAUGGAAACUGAGACAUAUAAAACUGCCAAAAUGAUUCUAGAGAGAUUUGAUCCUGAUUCCAAGAAAAAAAAUGAGCUGGAGUCUCCAAUUGGACCUCAGUUCACUCCAAAACCAGGACAAGAGCUUCGCCAGCGCAGUGUCAUACCGAAGACCCCUUUAGUGGUGGUGAAUCCUGCAAGCGGUAAUGCAGCUCGCCCUCCUCUUGCCUGUGGGCCCACCUAUCCUGGACGAUCUUCUCAUUCUGCUCCAGGUGGACCCCCAGAGAGGUGCCUGUCAGCUAUAGCUGCUCAGCAGAGCUUGAUGAGGAAGCCUGUGACCCCAGGAACACCUGUUCCAGGAGUCGGGAUGCACCCCCCAGGCCCGCCCUUGGCCAGACCUGUGCUCCCAAGGGACAGAGGUGCAAUGGACAAAGUCAUAGAGUAUCUAGUUGGAGAUGGCCCUCAGAACAGAUACGCUCUCAUAUGUCAGCAGUGUCUGUCUCAUAACGGCAUGGCAUUAAAGGAAGAAUUUGAAUACAUCGCCUUCCGAUGUGCAUAUUGUUAUUUUCUGAAUCCUGCAAGAAAGACCAGACCUCAGGCACCAAGACUCCCUGAGGUCAGCUGUGAUCCAAAUAUGACAUCCGAGGUGCCCCACCCCGUGUCUGCUGACGUUGAUGGCGACAAAUAUGUUUCAGGGAAAACCAAGCUUGCUGAUGUCCCUCUUGAAGCUGAUGUCCCUCUUGAAGCUGAUGUCCCUCUUGAAACUGAUGCCGAAGAGCCAGGCACGCCACCGACCACAGAGCCCAAUUCUGUGUCAGACAGCCACGACACCCUGGAGUCACAUGACCUGCCAGUUGAGAAAUCAGAUGAAGAGCAAGAUAUUUCUGCCAUGGAAGUGGAAUAAAGCAAUACAAGGGUAAUUUCAACACAAGUCAGGGUGGAAUGUAUUUUCUUUGAGGAAAUGUAAUCAUGGUCAGUUUACAUGUAAAAACCAGAGGUUACAUCAUCACAGCAACAGCAUAAAUGUUUUUGUGAGUUUCAGCCUGCAGAAUGUUCUUUCUUUUAAAGUUCUAGCAAUUGUAAUGAACUGAAUUUUACAUGGCAUUGCACUCACAUUCAAUUACAGUUUCCAUCAUUAUAAGUCCAGAACAUAGAGCAAUAAGGGUUAGGCUACUUCCUUCUUUUGGCCCUUACUCUUUUUUUUUUUUCCAUUGGUAGGGUAGUCCUUUUAAUUUUGGGGGGAACUGAACAAUGGUCUUCUUGGCAGUCAAAAGGCCAGCACCCUGGUUGAGGGUUUAUAUGAUAACUUCUUUGUUCCUUAAAGAAAUGUGACGCCUUGCCGCUGUAUAAUGGAUGGGAAAGGCCAGGAAGAGCAAUUGAAAUUCAGCCUAAAUGCAUUGUUGUCUUCAGGGUUUUAUUUUUAUGUAUGUUUACUUCUCCAUAUUUUAUUUUUGACAGAGUUUCUGAAAUUCUGUUCUCAUAAAUAAUAGAGUAAAAAUUAAAUAUGAGGUCACUGUGGGAAAACUUUUAUUUAUGAAGCAUUAUUUAUAGCUAUUUUUCUACAGUUCUGUACCUGUCAUGAGAGCACCAACUGGUGCAGUGUGGAGGUGCUAACUUGUUUACAUAACUUUGGUACCAUAAGAGGUAUGCACAUACAAAGAAAAGCAGAUUUUUCAGUACUGUAUGUGUCCUAAGUGCCUUUUUAUAUUUGAGUUCUUAAAAUAUUUUCAAUAAAAUUAAAUAUUUUGACAAAUAAGUCAUUCACCUGUUUUUCAGUCUUAAAUGACACUAUCUGUUGUUGAAUGUAUGAGUUCCUGUCCUGUAGAAAUAAUAAAUAAAUGUUUAAGAACA